AUGCACUUUCAGUAUGAGGCCUUCGACAUCAACGACAUGACGAUCUACAGCAUCACCGACGCCAGCCACGGUGCCGACUACGACAUCGCCAAGAAGGGAGACCCACUGGGAAACCGGUCACAGUCGGGCCGACUACUACUACUGGGCCCUAGCGCUCUGGAGACUAAGGGAGCCGGCAAUGUGCACAUCCUGGAGUACCACAGCUCGGUGAUACGAAGAGUUUGCCGCUCCACGCUCCAAGCUGAGACGUUGAGCAUGGUGUCAGGCUACGAAGGUGCGGAACAUGUUCGCUCAGUGCUCUAUGGCAUGAACUACGAGGAGGACAAGCACGACCUCAUCAAGGCCAUGGACCGCUACAAGAUCGUGAUGAUGACGGACUGUAAGAGCCUGGAGCAGCACCUACGCCAGCCUGGUUUGCACACUGUCGGAGACAAACGUCUCGCGAUAGACCUGAGCGCCCUGAGACAGCUCGUAUGGCGCCUACCUGGAGAAGAUGUGGGCGACCCUAUGUUGGCGGACAUCCCGCCAUCCUCGGCUACAACAACGGUGCAGUGGAUCGACACUUCCACUAUGGUUGCGGACGGCCUGACGAAGCGGAUGAAGAGCCCGCAGAUCGACGAGUUGAUGGCUACCGGAGCCGUCAACGUUAGCUUCGUCAAGAUAGUGGACAGAAAUGGGUUCGGUGCCAAAGAAAACUUAGGAGUGUGA
Molecule: messenger RNA, 708 nt
Organism: Symbiodinium sp. CCMP2456
Lineage: Eukaryota; Dinophyceae; Suessiales; Symbiodiniaceae
Source: the annotation of a GenBank genome assembly